AUGGGGGUCUGUGGGUACCUGUUCCUGCCCUGGAAGUGCCUCGUGGUCGUGUCUCUCAGGCUGCUGUUCCUUGUACCCACAGGAGUGCCCGUGCGCAGCGGAGAUGCCACCUUCCCCAAAGCGAUGGACAACGUGACGGUCCGGCAGGGGGAGAGCGCCACCCUCAGGUGUACCAUAGAUGACCGGGUCACCCGGGUGGCCUGGCUGAACCGCAGCACCAUCCUCUACGCCGGGAAUGACAAGUGGUCCAUAGACCCUCGCGUGAUCAUACUGGUUAACACGCCAACCCAGUACAGCAUCAUGAUCCAGAACGUGGACGUGUACGAUGAGGGCCCGUACACCUGCUCCGUGCAGACGGACAACCACCCCAAAACCUCCCGGGUGCACCUCAUCGUGCAAGUUCCUCCCCAGAUCAUGAAUAUCUCCUCAGACGUCACCGUGAAUGAGGGGAGUAGUGUGACCCUGCUGUGUCUUGCUAUUGGCAGACCUGAGCCAACGGUGACGUGGAGACACCUGUCAGUCAAGGAUGGCCAGGGCUUUGUGAGUGAGGACGAAUACCUGGAAAUCUCUGACAUCAAACGUGACCAGUCUGGGGAGUAUGAAUGCAGCGCCUUGAAUGAUGUUGCUGCCCCUGAUGUGCGGAAAGUAAAAAUCACUGUCAACUACCCGCCCUACAUCUCCAAAGCCAAGAACACGGGCGUCUCUGUUGGCCAGAAGGGCAUCUUGAGCUGUGAAGCCUCUGCAGUGCCCACGGCUGAGUUCCAGUGGUUCAAGGAAGAUACCAGGCUGGCCACCGGCCUGGACGGCAUGAGGAUCGAGAACAGAGGCCACAUAUCCACACUGACCUUCUUCAACGUCUCAGAGAAGGAUUAUGGGAACUAUACUUGUGUGGCCACGAACAAGCUUGGCAAUACCAAUGCCAGCAUCACACUGUAUGAAAUAAGCCCCUCAUCAGCAGUGGCAGGGCCUGGAGCUGUCAUUGAUGGUGUAAACUCGGCCUCUAGAGCGCUGGCUUGCCUCUGGCUAUCAGGGACCCUCUUUGCCCACUUCUUCAUCAAGUUUUGA
Molecule: messenger RNA, 1065 nt
Organism: Mesoplodon densirostris (Blainville's beaked whale)
Lineage: Eukaryota; Metazoa; Chordata; Mammalia; Artiodactyla; Ziphiidae
Gene: OPCML
Product: opioid binding protein/cell adhesion molecule like
Exons: 8
Coding region: 1-1065 (354 amino acids)
Cellular component (GO): neuron projection
Source: RefSeq, a predicted model, not a curated record